Molecule: messenger RNA, 276 nt
Organism: Miscanthus lutarioriparius
Lineage: Eukaryota; Viridiplantae; Streptophyta; Magnoliopsida; Poales; Poaceae
Source: the annotation of a GenBank genome assembly
AUGAAGGGCAUGUUCGUGGCGUGCUCGGCUGGUAACGACGGCUCCGACGGAUACACCAUCAUGAACGGCCCGCCCUGGAUCACGACCGUCGGCGCCGCGAGCGUCGACAGGGACUUCACCGCGACCGUCGCGCUCGGCAGCGGGGCGAUCGUCCGAGUCGGUGUACCGGCUGAGCACGCCGAUCGUCAGCGCGAACCUCUACUACGGCCACGGCAACAGGAGCAAGCAAACGUGCGAGUACUCCAGCCUGAGAAGCAAGGACGUGAGAGGGAAUAA